AUGACAAGGUACAACAUUGAAUUGGAAAACAGUAGUCUUGUGUCAGCCACUCUUCCCCCAGGUAGUCUUGUGUCAGCCACUCUUCCCCCAGUUAGUCCUGUGUCAGCCACUCUUCCCCCAGUUAGUCUUGUGUCAGCCACUCUUCCCCCAGGUAGUCUUGUGUCAGCCACUCUUCCCCCAGUUAGUCUUGUGUCAGCCACUCUUCCCCCAGGUAGUCUUGUGUCAGCCACUCUUCCCCCAGGUAGUCUUGUGUCAGCCGCUCUUCCCCCAGGUAGUCUUGUGUCAGCCACUCUUCUUCCAGUCAGUCUUGUGUCAACCACUCUUCCCCCAGUUAGUCUUGUGUCAGCCACUCUUCUUCCAGUUAGUCUUGUGUCAGCCACUCUUCCCCAGUUAGUCUUGUGUCAGCCACUCUUCCCCCAGGUAGUCUUGAGUCAGCCACUCUUCCCCAGUAGCCUUGUGUCGGCCACUCUUCCCCCAGGUAGUCUUGUGUCAGCCACUCUUCCCCAGGUAGUCUUGUGUCAGCCACUCUUCCCCCAGGUAGUCUUGUGUCAGCUACUCUUCCCCAGUAGUCUUGUGUCAGCCACUCUUCCCCCAGUUAGUCCUGUGUCAGCCACUCUUCCCCCAGUUAGUCUUGUGUCAGCCACUCUUCCCCCAGGUAGUCUUGUGUCAGCCACUCUUCCCCCAGUUAGUCUUGUGUCAGCCACUCUUCCCCCAGGUAGUCUUGUGUCAGCCACUCUUCCCCCAGGUAGUCUUGUGUCAGCCACUCUUCCCCCAGGUAGUCCUGUGUCAGCCACUCUUCCCCAGGUAGUCUUGUGUCAGCCACUCUUCCCCAGGUAG
Messenger RNA from Haliotis rufescens (red abalone), 837 nucleotides. RefSeq names its product SH3 domain-containing protein C23A1.17-like. The transcript has 4 exons. The record is from RefSeq and is a predicted model, not a curated record. Bases 1 to 837 code for a protein of 278 amino acids. Lineage: Eukaryota; Metazoa; Mollusca; Gastropoda; Lepetellida; Haliotidae.